Messenger RNA from Pichia membranifaciens NRRL Y-2026, 954 nucleotides. RefSeq lists its product as hypothetical. Lineage: Eukaryota; Fungi; Ascomycota; Pichiomycetes; Pichiales; Pichiaceae. The record is from RefSeq and is a predicted model, not a curated record. Gene Ontology annotation, molecular function: acetyl-CoA hydrolase activity; coenzyme A diphosphatase activity. Gene Ontology annotation, biological process: coenzyme A catabolic process. The transcript has a single exon. The coding region runs from base 1 to 954 and encodes 317 amino acids.
AUGGAGUCCAAGUACUUGACGAACCUCAUCAACUACAAGCCUCGCUUCUUCCAAGACCAGACUAAAUUCAGCGUAUGGCACAAGGUUCCUGUGACUCGCCGAUCGGCAGUGAUGGUGUUGUUGUUCCUUGGUAAAGAGGGGGAACUCCGGGUCAUUUUGACGAAGCGGUCGAGGAAGUUGAAGAGCUUCUCCGGCCACGUUUCUCUACCAGGCGGCAAGGCCGAAAACGGCUUGGAGAGUGAGUUCCAGUGUGCCAGAAGAGAAAUGGACGAAGAGAUCGGCCUUUCCAGACACAAUAAUAUUUUGAAGCGGGAGUUUGGGUUUGUACUGGACGAGUUGAAAACCAUGCCUGCCUACCUGGCCAGGACGUUCCUUGCUGUGGCCCCUUGUGUCGGAUACAUCAACUGGUGUGAAGACGUUCAGCAGACUGAACGUCGCAUAAGCAAUUUAGUUCUUAACCCCGGGGAGUCUGCAAGUGUUUUCAGUGUUCCUUUGAGGGACUUCUUGCAGCCAAGAACAGAGGAUGUUCAACUGAGAGAAUGCUUGAAACAAAGCCAUAUCAGGACGAAGUGGGCUGGUUUACCAUGGAACUUGAGAUCGUUUAUAUUUCCGGUGUUCAACGAAAAGGAGACUGAUUGGCUUCAAGAGGUGGAAGAUUUAUCUUCUGCAUCUGAAGACGAGACACACGAAGAUCAGGAGUUGGACCUCCGCACCAGAAACUGCUGGGGCUUGACCGCCAACAUAUUGCAUGAUGUUGCUGAAGUCAUCUACCACGGCAAGGAAUCCGUCGCUGGUGAAGAGGAUUUGAUCUGGUCGUUGCGUAACCAUGGUCAAAUCCAUACGAAAGAAAGAACCGAGUUCGAAAAAAGAUUGAUCAACAACACGAAAGGCUCGAUGUUUAGUGAAGUUAUACCUCAGGAAGAGUUUGCUCACUUGAAACAGAUCUACAAAUGA